AUGGCCGCCGCUGAGAUUGGUUACAACAAGUACUUUGUACCUGAGAACGAUCUCAAGUAUGUUCCUCCAUACCUUGGAAACACCCCCGAGACUACGGAAGAAGUCAAAUGUCCAAUUAUCGGAGACUGGCCUAAAUGGCUGGAUGGCACACUGAUCAGAAUGGGAAGUGGUCGUUUCACAGUCCCUCUCUCAGAGGACGGUUCCAAGCCCAAUGCUGUCCUUCAGCACUUUUUCGACGGACUCGCAAUCUUGCACAAGUUCAGGAUGAGCAAUGGCCAAGUCUAUUAUAGCAGCCGUCACACUGCUGAAGGUGUUGUGCAAAAGGCAGCUCGGGAUGGUUUCCUGACCACCACAAUGUUUGGCCUCAACGCCAACACACCCUUGAUCGACGCUCAAGACCCGUGCUCUGCACUACUGGGCGCGCAGCAAUCCUUGUAUCUCCCCCAAGGACACCUUCUCCCGGACGAGGUCAACAUCAAUGUUGUUCCGAGGAGGGGAAUGCAUAUUCCCGAUCGCCAGAACCCUCAUGACAGAGGAACACCGGCCCAGAUCCCUGAGAAACAGGAAAUCCUUGUUCAUACCGACUUCAACAUGUUGCAAGUGUGCAAUGCCAAGACAUUGGAGCCAAAGAGAAUGCUCACCUACGCCCAAAUUGACCCUGACCUUGCCGGCUACGGCAUUUGUGCCCACCCUUGCAAGGACCGCCAGCGAGGCAUGACGUUCAACUACAUCAUCGACCCCGUCACAAAUGUCUUGUCCAUUUUUGCCCUCGACUAUCGAUCCAACCCGGCUUCUUUGCUUUGGAAGAAGCCUCUUCCUUGUGAACCUUGCUACAUCCAUUCACUGGCUAUGACUGACAAGUUUGUCGUCUUUAUUCGCAACCCCAUUCAUAUGGAUGUCAGUGAUGUCAAGAAGCCGGUGAUGGAGAUGCUUGAGUACGAGCCCGACUCGCCCACACAAGUAUUCGUCCUCGAAAAGAUGACUGGUAAACAUGUCGCCACCUAUCAUUCUGCAGACGGUUUCAUGUUCUUUCACUCUGUCAAUGCGUAUGACUUCGUGGAUGAGAAAUCUGGCGAUACAAACAUUCAUGUCGAUGUUUGCAGCUACCCGGGAAACUACAUCCCUUACCGCGAAUACGGCUUGAGCAACGUUGUCGACCCUGCACGCCCUUAUCAAGACGGCACUCUCGUCAGGUACGAGCUUGAGGCUGUUAACUUGGCAAACAUUGAAAAGCCCGGCCGUGUUAUUGUGGCAGCUGCCAUUCCUGGCGUCGCAUCCGAGUUGCCGCGGAUCUCAAAGAGAGUCUCCAUGCAGCCAGGGUAUCGCUAUGUCUACUCCACAGCUGGGAAUGGUGGCGCGGCUCCAGGAACCUCCGUCCCUAUAGGCCGUCUUGGAAACGGCUUGAAAGUUGUCCAGGGUGCCUUUUUCGGUAGCCUGGCCAAGUUUGACUGGCAGACUGGAACUUACAAGCGAUGGCAGCCUCCCAACGGUGACAGCUGUCCAUCUGAGCCCAUCUUUAUUGAGAGGCCUGGCGCUACUGAGGAAGAUGACGGCGUUGUCUUGACCAUUGUGAUCAACAAAGAAGGAACACACAGUAUUCUAGUUGUCCUGGAUGGUCGCUCGUUCACUGAGAUUGCCCGGGCCGACAUGCCCCAGGUGUAUAGCCUGGGUCCUCACGGGACUUUCAUCGAGGGGGCCUUUGGCGAGUGA
Messenger RNA from Fusarium keratoplasticum, 1710 nucleotides. RefSeq lists its product as uncharacterized. Gene Ontology annotation, biological process: carotene catabolic process. The record is from RefSeq and is a predicted model, not a curated record. Lineage: Eukaryota; Fungi; Ascomycota; Sordariomycetes; Hypocreales; Nectriaceae. The coding region runs from base 1 to 1710 and encodes 569 amino acids. Gene Ontology annotation, molecular function: carotenoid dioxygenase activity. The transcript is spliced from 6 exons.